AAUUUAAUUUUGUAUAUAAACUAAUCACUAAUCGAGAAAGCACUUUAACAACAAAUCGCCCAAAGCCGCCGGAAUCUGGCAAAACGUUUCGGAGAUUUCGCUUUCGGCCGUUUUAAUCAAACUGCCUUUACUUACAACAUAUACACAUAUGCGAGUGUAUAAAUAGAUAGAUAAAUGUGGCGGAGAUCAGCUUCCUUCAUCCUCGACCAACGGCAAAACAACGACGUCGCCAAGCCCGAGAGUCGUCUUCUCUCUCCAUUCACGCCUAAUUCGUCCAUGGCCGAGACCCUCCAAAACCCUAACCCUAACCCUAAUAUCUCCGCGUAUUAUCAGACCAGGGCGGCUCACCAUGGCGUUGUCACCAGCGACUGGCUCGCCCAGGCUCAGGCUGCCGUCGGCCGCCACCCCGACGACCGGCCGGCGGAUAAUUCCUCGAAAUCCGACGACUCCGACAAGCCGUUCAGCGUGAUUGACGAGUUCAAUAGCUGGCGGAAGCAGCCCGACCUUGCAGAGGCGGUGGCCGCGAUUAGGGCUUUGGCUGCUGUCAUUCGUUCCAGUGAGGCAACAACGAUGAUGGAGCUCGAGAUUGAGCUCAAAAAGGCUUCGGAUUCUCUCAAAUCAUGGGACACCACCUCCAUCUCUUUGACGGCUGGCUGUGAUCUGUUCAUGCGCUAUGUUACAAGAACUUCAGCUUUGGAGUAUGAAGACUUUGAUUCAGCUAAGUCUCGCCUUAUUGAGCGUGCAGAGAAGUUUGGUGAGAUAUCUUAUAAGGCACGCAGAAUCAUUGCAAUGCUCAGUCAAGAUUUCAUCUUUGAUGGUUGUACCAUUUUGGUACAUGGUUUCUCCAGAGUGGUGUUGGAAGUCUUGAAGACAGCAGCACAAAAUAGGAAACUGUUUCGUGUUUUUUGCACAGAAGGAAGGCCCGACAGGACAGGAUUACGGUUAUCCAAUGAGCUAGCAAAGCUUGAUGUUCCUGUGAAGCUCCUGAUAGACUCUGCUGCAGCAUAUAGCAUGGAUGAAGUUGACAUGGUAUUUUUUGGGGCGGACGGAGUGGUCGAAAGUGGAGGCAUAAUUAACAUGAUGGGAACAUACCAAAUUGCAUUGGUGGCCAAUAGCAUGAAUAAACCGGUUUAUGUGGCUGCUGAAAGCUACAAGUGGCAUACCAUCAGAGUGAGCAUAGGAUGAACGCGGAGCUUCAUUUGUGGAUGAUUUGUUGCCGGUGAAAAAAGUGGAUAACAUGGAAAGAGCAGAGGGUGAACGGUAGAUUUGUAGUACGAAGAGUUACAAAUAGAAAAUGUAGAGAGUACAUUAUUUCUUUCUUUAGUAAUAAUGGGUUGAGCUCGAAAAGUACAAUGUCAAAGUCCCAUCUCACCAUUUGACUCUCCUUUCCAAUGGCCGGACUCCAUCACCCAAGUACUAUGAAGCACGGACACCCUCUCAGGGGUCCUGUUCCAGUGUCGGACACGUGUCCGACACUUCUCUGAAGUGUCCAGAAAUUAUUUUUUAUUGGACACAGGGUGGACACGGCUGGGACACGCGGGGGACGCGUACCGGACACGGCGGGGUAUAUUUUGUAAUUUUUUUUAAGAAAAAUGGGGUACCUAAUGUAAUUUUAGAAGUUUAACUCUUUUGACUCUUUUGUCUGAGAUUCUGAACUUCUACUUUUAUGAAAAGUUAUGAUUCCAUUAUGUUUA
Messenger RNA from Cornus florida, 1694 nucleotides. RefSeq lists its product as uncharacterized. Lineage: Eukaryota; Viridiplantae; Streptophyta; Magnoliopsida; Cornales; Cornaceae. Gene Ontology annotation, cellular component: eukaryotic translation initiation factor 2B complex. The record is from RefSeq and is a predicted model, not a curated record. Gene Ontology annotation, molecular function: translation initiation factor activity; guanyl-nucleotide exchange factor activity. The coding region runs from base 175 to 1185 and encodes 336 amino acids. The transcript has 5 exons. Gene Ontology annotation, biological process: translational initiation.